AUGGAGGAGUAUACACGCGAGCCGUGCCCCUAUCGCAUUGGUGAUGACAUCGGUUCGGCUUUUGCAAUGGGACUUGUUGGUGGAUCAAUCUUUCGUGCUUUUUCGGGCUUCAAGAACUCGGCAAAUGGACAAAAAAUGGUUGGAAUGGUUCGUGAAGUUCGAAUGAAGAGUCCAUUGACGGGGGUUCAAUUUGCUGCGUGGGGAGGCAUGUUCAGUACCAUCGAUUGUUGUCUUGUCGCGAUUAGAAAAAAGGAAGACCCUUUCAAUUCAAUAACUUCCGGUGCCCUCACUGGUGGACUAUUGGCAAUACGCUCAGGGCCUAGAGUAAUGGCUGGGUCUGCACUUUUGGGAGGAAUCAUUUUAGCAAUGAUCGAGGGCGUUGGAUUAGUAACUGCACGUUGGAUGGGCUCGAUGAUGGACCCAACAUCACAACCGCCAGAAGCACUUGAAGAUCCAAGAGCCCUUCCACCAGCAAAGUUGCCCUCAGAACCUGGCCUCUCACAAGCACCAAAUGAAGCGGCUCCCUUUGGGCUGCCUGGCCUCAAUAUGAAUACGGCG
Messenger RNA from Mesorhabditis belari, 558 nucleotides. Lineage: Eukaryota; Metazoa; Nematoda; Chromadorea; Rhabditida; Rhabditidae. The record is from the annotation of a GenBank genome assembly.